GUCCUGAAGGGGUUUCCAGAAUGCUUACAAGCUGAUAUCUGUCUGCACCUCAACCAAAAUUUGCUUCAGAAUUGCAAAGCUUUCCGGGGGGCCAGUAAAGGCUGUCUUCGAGCUUUGGCUAUGAAGUUUAAGACAACACAUGCACCUCCUGGGGACACUCUAGUGCACUGUGGAGAUGUUCUCACUGCUCUUUACUUUGUGUCAAGAGGCUCUAUUGAAAUCCUUAAGAGUGACAUUGUUGUAGCCAUACUUGGAAAAAAUGAUAUUUUUGGAGAGAUGGUACAUCUUUAUGCAAAACCAGGAAAGUCAAAUGCUGAUGUGAGAGCUUUAACCUACUGUGAUUUACAUAAGAUCCAGCGAGAAGAUCUACUAGAAGUGUUGGAUAUGUACCCUGAAUUUUCAGAUCUCUUCCUCACCAAUCUAGAACUAACUUUUAAUCUGAGAGAUGAAACUGCAAAGUCCGACCUCAUAAUAAGAUCACAAACUACUAAUGAUACGGAUGGAGAUAACUGCAAACUACGAAGACGGAAAUUGUCCUUUCAAAGUGAAAUAGAGAAAGAUUAUUUCAAAGAGAACGAUCAGAGUGAUCCUGAACCCUCUGGAGACACCACCAUAUACUAUCAAUCUAUCAAGAAACAGUGUGAGGAGAAAAAGAGUGGGUCAUCAUCUUUUGUGUCCUCCAUUGAAGAUGAGCAAAAGCCCCUGUUCUCUGGGAUAGCCGAUUACCCAUCUGUAACAGAGAAAACCACAGAGGUGGACUUUGAAGAAAUGGUUCAUGCCACAGAAGAAGUUCUUACUGACAAAAGAAGCAAUUCUUGCAAAGAUAUCGGUGAUAAAAGAAACUGGGAGCAGGAGAACAUCCAGGAGUACCAGGACUCCCCGACUCAGUCAGCAUUGCCCAAUGUUACAUGGGGCAUCUGUGAAACUGAAAGUGAUUUUAUAUACGGGGAAGUGGAGAAUCGUUUGGAUUUACUUCAAGAACAACUCAACAGGCUUGAAUCCCAAAUGACUGCUGACAUCCAAACCAUCCUGCAACUUCUACAAAGGCAGUCAACGCUCAUUCCACCUGCCUACAGCAUGGUGACUGCAGGGGCGGAGUAUCAACAGCCAGCGAUCCAGGUGAUGCAAAAGCUUCAGCCUGCAGCAUCGAUUAAAACAGACAGAAGUUUCAGUCCUUCAUCUCAGUGUCCUGAACUUCUAAACCUUGAAAAAUCGAAACUUAAAUCCAAAGAAUCCCUCUCAAGCGGAGUGCAACUUAACACAGCCUCGGAAGACAACCUGGCUUCUUUUUUAGAUCAAGAACGUGACCAGUCUGUAGAGCAUCCCCCACAGCCUUGUAAAACUUAUCAUCUCCCACCAAUCAGGCACCCCUCCUUGCCAGAAUCUUCACUAAGCACUGUAGGAAUCUUGAGUCUUCAUAGGCAUGUUUCUGAUCCUGGUCUUCCUGGGAAAUAA
Molecule: messenger RNA, 1455 nt
Organism: Apaloderma vittatum (bar-tailed trogon)
Lineage: Eukaryota; Metazoa; Chordata; Aves; Trogoniformes; Trogonidae
Product: potassium voltage-gated channel subfamily H member 7-like
Exons: 7
Biological process (GO): membrane repolarization during action potential; potassium ion transmembrane transport
Cellular component (GO): membrane
Molecular function (GO): inward rectifier potassium channel activity
Source: RefSeq, a predicted model, not a curated record